CUCUUCCAACUAAAGAACUAUUGCUUUAGAUCCUUGAAGCUUUGGGUCAAUAUUCCCCCCCUUGGGUGAGAAUAAGUUUCCCUACAUCUUUACCUAUUAACUCGCUUCGAUGUGCUCCACAAGAGACAUAUAUAGAGAGAGGCAUGACUAUAUUAUGUGGAUAGGUGGUUAAGGUGAUAGAAUCGAAUCUCGACAUUGCUAAGAGAAAGAAACCUUUUGUUAACAAAAUCAUCAUGUCUUCACCAGAACCAAUCUCGAUUGCCGUAAUAGGCAUGGGAUGCCGAUUCCCAGGGGGUGCCAGUAGCCCAGAGGAGUUAUGGUCGAUAGCUGCCGAAGGGAGACACGGCUGGUCCGAGGUCCCUUUGGACAGGUUCAACUGGUCCUCCUUCUAUCACCCCGAUACUGAGGUCAGUGGGACGACGAAUCAGAAGGGCGGCCACUUCCUGGAUCAGAGCCUUGCCGCGUUCGACGCCGGCUUUUUCGGGGUCCCGCCCCGCGAGGCAGAAGCUAUGGACCCGCAGCAGCGUGUCGUACUCGAGGCCGCAUGGGACGCCGUCGAGAAUGCCGGGAUACCGAUGGAGAAGCUGAGAGGCUCUGAUACUGCGGUUUUCGUGGCGAUGUUUGGUCAUGACUACGAGCACGCCACAACGAAGGACUCCCUGUUAUCUACGAAGUAUCAUAAUACAGGUGCGGCACGGCCGCUCCUGGCGAAUCGUGUUUCCUACGUCUUCGAUUUGCACGGGCCAUCCGCGACCCUCGACACUGGAUGCUCCGGCAGCUUGGUCGCGGUGAAUUCGGCCUGCCAGAGUCUCCGCUUAGGCGAGAGUGACAUGGCGCUAGCGGGAGGCGUUGCUAUGAUGUUCUCGCCUGACCAGUUGGCCAUGAUGGCUCCCACCGGCAUCUUUAACUCCGAGGGUCGGUGUUUCUCAUUCGAUAGCCGCGGAAAGGGAUACGGACGCGGAGAGGGUGUCGGUAUCGUGGCUCUCAAGCGUCUUGAUGAUGCGAUCCGCGAUGGAGACAAUGUUCGAGCAAUUAUUCGAAAUUCUGCGGCGAACCAGGAUGGCCGAACUAACGGCAUUACGCUUCCCAAUCAGUUCGCUCAGGAGCGUCUGGCAAGGAAGGUAUUUCAGGGGUUACCCUUCAGCCCAUCUGACGUGGAUUACGUCGAGGCACAUGGCACUGGAACGAAAGCUGGUGAUUUCGCAGAACUAAGCGCCAUCAGUAACGUCUUUGGUUCCGACCGAGCGCCGGGCCAUCCGGUAUACGUCGGCACUGGAAAGCCUAAUAUCGGGCAUUCCGAAGCAGCCAGCGGCUCUGCUGGUCUCAUCAAGACCAUAGUAGGAAUGGAAAAAGGCUUAAUACACCCUCAAAUCCUUCUUGAGAACUUCAAGCCACAGUUGAUACCAGUUCUUGGCAAAGUCAAGAUUGCUCGCUCGCUGGAGCCGUGGCCUUCGACAAAGGUCACAAGGAAAGCCGUGGUUAACUGCUUUGGGUCAGGAGGCACCAAUGUUAUGCUCGUCCUAGAGGCCCCAGAGAUAGCUCCACAAGGUCGUAUAAACGGAACGAACGGAAAUUCCAAUGGAACUACACACAACGGGUAUCAUAAUAACAACCACGCCCAGAAUGGCUCCGGCAACGGGACGGGUAAUGGUUCAACCCACUCAAAUGGCAGCAUCGGCGAAAGCAGACUGCGAUUGUUCCCCCUUUCCGCAAGAUCUGAAUAUUCGCUUAUCAAUGGAAUCGAUGAUUUAAAGUCAUACCUGGAGCGGAAGGCCCCAGUAGACUUGGACAACCUCUCAUAUACCUUAGCGAGCCGUAGAUCCGGCUUUCAGUGGCGUUGUUCCGUAGUCGCCGAAGACGUCGACUCUUUGGUCAAGGCACUCGAGACGAAAGAUCUCAAACCGGUUAAAGCUCCUGUUCAAGUUACGAAUGUCUUCGUCUUCACUGGCCAGGGGGCCCAGUACUUCCAGGUGGGAUACGCCUUGCUCGGGACGAAGAGCGAAUUCACUCGCUCGAUUCAUCAUUCGGAUGCGGUAUUGAGGAAGCUCGGCGCCACAUGGAGCCUAGUUGAAGAGUUAUCCAAGGACGAGGAUUCAACCCGCUUGAAUGACAGCAAGUUCGGCCAACCGGCGAGCACAGCCAUCCAAGUGGCUCUUGUCGACCUACUCAAAAGCUGGAGUGUGCUCCCUUCGGCUGUAAUAGGCCAUUCUAGCGGAGAAAUUGCCGCAGCAUAUGCUGCCGGAGCUAUUACCCACGAUGCCGCUGUCCGUGCUGCAUACGAGCGUAGUUUCCUCGCGGACGCAGCGAAGAAACAUCUUUCACAACAAGGAGCAAUGAUGGCUGUAGGCGCCGGGGAGGAGGAAGCCCUGCGUUAUAUCAAGAAACUUAUGUCUCCUGGAGUUGUCGUCGCCUGCAUUAAUAGCCCGUCAAGCACGACAGUGUCUGGUGACGCGGCGGGUAUCGAGGAACUCCAAGGCUUACUGCAGGCUCAAGGAAUAUUUGCCCGGCGCCUCAAGGUUGACACUGCUUACCAUUCUCACCAUAUGAAAGUCGUCAGUAACGAGUAUUUGGCACGCCUUAAAGGGCUUCAGUCAAGCUCCACGAGCUCUUCAGUCCGCUUCUUCUCGACCGUCACUUCACAGGAGAAGCACAAAGGGUUCGGCGCGUCAUAUUGGGUCGAUAAUUUGGUUUCCCAGGUACGAUUCUCAGACGCUCUUGAGCUCCUGGGCAAGGAAUUGUGCCAAGGGCCCUUGAACUUGAUCGAAAUAGGCCCACACAAGGCUUUAGCCGGGCCGAUUCGACAGUCUCUAGCCAGUUUACAGACCGGGGGUUUGCCAUACCGAUACAUACCAACCCUCGUGAGAGACCAGAAUAGCGUAACAGCAAUUCUGGACACAGGAGCAAGUCUAUUCAUUGCCGGAAGCGAAGUAGAUGUCGGCGCGGUUGCUUCCCUAGGUAUAUCUGACCCAUCGCCCAAGGUCCUCGGAGACUUGCCUCAUUACCACUGGAACCAUACCGUAGACUACUGGCGUGAGCCGCGGUUGAGCAAGGAGUACCGGUGCAGGCCGUACCCUCACCAUGACUUACUCGGUGUCAGAACGUUGACGUCCCCUGAUAGCGAGCCAAGCUGGCGUAUGAUUCUCACCGUCGACAGCUUACCGUGGCUGAAGGACCACGUCGUCGACAAUUUUGUCGUGUUCCCAGGCUCCGGAUACAUGGCUAUGGCCAUCGAAGGGCUCAAGCAGCUGAACAAAGACGCACAUCCAAACAUGGCCACCAAAGCAUAUCAUCUAAGGAAUAUUUCCUUCAAGAGAACGCUGUCGAUUCCUGACAAUCUAGCCGGCGUCGAGGUCAUGUUAAAUCUAAGCCAUUCGACUUCUAACGAGUACAGUUUCCGUGUUUCCUCAAUUGCGGGCGGAAAAUGGCAAGAACAUUGCGACGGCUACAUAUCCGCAGAGUUCGAGGCCGCGGUCGAUGAGGUCGAUCAGGAUCGCGAAGCAAGCUUCAGCGCCAAAUCCCACCUGGAAAAGUUCGAAGAUGCCGCCCGGUCGUGCGGCCACGUUGUACAGCACGCAGACAUAUACACGGAGUUGUCGUCUUUCGGUAACCAAUACGGCCCCAGCUUCGCCGCAGUUCACGAGACUCGGCUUGGGACAUUGCAAGCCUUGAGCAAGAUCACUUUGCCAGAUGUUGCUUCUCAGAUGCCGUCUCGAUUUAUGCAGCCGCACGUCAUCCACCCGAGCACUUUGGACGCGAUACUCCAUUCGUGCGUUCUGCUGUUCCAACGAGAAGCUCUGAGUCGUGGCUCAACUAUGCCUGUCUUCAUUGGAGAGGUCUCCAUCUCGACCGACAUGACCACUCAACCAGGCGCCCAGCUGCGAGCCGUGACGGACCUCCGGAACACAUAUUCUCAAUCUUCCAACUUUGAUGUCGUGGUAAUUCAGGAUGGUCCUAGCGGAAACCAGCAGCCGGUCGUGACCAUCUCUAACGGAGAGGUGCGCAUCGUGGGUGCCUCUCAAGAGGACUCGCAAACAUCUGGCGGCAACGCGUUCAAUGUCGAAUGGGGCCUAGAUGUUUCUUCCAUAACAGCUGAGGAUUUAGAAUCAGCCGUACUCCCCAUCAAGUCCAAUGGCAUACGAGUUGAGCUGGCUGAAAAAGCAGCUAUACUAGACUCGGCAUCUGCUCGCUACAUUGGCUGGGCUACGAAGAAGAUUCGCGAAGGUGGGUUGACAAUAAAAUCGGACUAUCGCGCCAGUUACUUCUCGUGGAUGGUCAGCUUCAUCGAGUCGAACAUUGGACGAAAGCUCAUCCAGAGGAUCCCCGACUCGGAGGCAGAGGUCGCUGAGCAGCUUGCCAGAGUUGGCGUCGAGGGCGAAAUGGUUAGAAGAAUUGGUACGAAGCUAGUAUCCAUCCUCACUGGGGAAGUCGACCCUUUGUCUGUUGUCCUCGAAGAUGAUCUGCUGUUCCGUGUCGAAAAGAGCAAUGAGAUCGCUCGCGUCAACCAGUACGUAGCCGAAUUCACGAGACGGUUGUCGUUCCAAAACAAGGAGAUCCGAGUCCUGGAAAUUGGCGCUGGCGCUGGCGCUGGAGGCGCCACGCUGCCAUUAUUACAGCUAUGCAGCCCGAACGGUGAGAGCUUUGCAUCAGAGUACACCGUCACCGAUGUGUCGAGCGAGCUUUUGAACAAAGUUCUCGAGGAACGCUUGAAGGAUUGGGGACACCUACUUACCUUCCGGACGCUGGAUAUAGAGAAAGAUCCUAUCGGGCAAGGCUUUGACCAACAUGGCUACGAUCUAAUCCUGGCUUCCGAUGUGCUUCGCGCAACGCCGUCGCUGAGCAAGUCGCUUGACCACAUCUCCCGGCUUCUCAAACCAGGCGGUAUCUUUGGUACGAUUGAAGCUACGAAGGCCACCCCUUGGCGGAGCUUGAUAUUCGGUCUACUUCCGGGGCGGCGGACAGACGCAGAUGAUGGCGGUGCCGCAAUUCCACCGAGGUCGGUCGAGCAAUGGAGCCAGCGUCUGCGAGAUGCUUCAUUCUCUGGCGUCAACCUGGUUGCACAUGGCUCGCCUGAGGCCGCCACCCAGCGUGCCUUCAUAACUUCGACUUCAGCUCCAGUAGUCACAACUAAUGGGCGUCACGCACACAGAGUUGAGAUACUUAACGCUAUACCAGAAGGGCACACUGGACAUAAGAGUCAAGCCGAUAUCAUCAAAAAUCUCUCGAAAUACGGCCUCGAGCCUUCUGCUCGCGAUUGGGAAAUUCGGUCGAUUGACGAGUCUGUCUCCUACGUCGUGUUGGACUCUGCCACUCGACCCCUUUUAGCCCACGCUACCCCAGAGCAGUUCGAUCACAUUGUCUCGCUGGUGUCAAAGGGCUCUAAAGUGUAUUGGAUCACCUUCGCAGACGGAUCGAACGGUCUCGUGCCGGACUUUGGUCUCGCCACCGGCUUCGCCCGUUCGGCCCUCAGCGAGAUCGAUAGCCUCAAGUUCUUCACUCUCAACGUUCAGGACAACUUAGACGACCAAGGAAGAGUUCUCUCACGUGUCUCCGACUUUGUCGCAUCGUCGGAGGCCAAGAUUGCCCGCGGGGAUACACUAGAAUUCGAGUACAUGUUGAAAGACGAAAAACUACACAUCCAGCGUUUGGCGUCGCACGUAGGGGUAAACAGAGCUCUGGCUUCCACAGACAAACCCGAACGCGAGGAUUGUCUAUUCCACCAGGAAGAGCGGCGCCUCAAGAUACAGAUUGAGAAGCCUGGUCUUCUCAGCAGCCUGACAUUUGUCGACGACAAGCUCGGCGAGCUUGGGCCCGACGAGGUGGAAGUUCAACCCUACGCCUGCGGUGUCAACUUCAAGGACGUCUUCGUCGCUUUAGGCCAAAUGACGGCUACCCAGACUAUGUGCGGCGAAUGUGCCGGCGUGGUGACCCGCGUCGGCUCGAACUUUGCGUCCACAUACAAGAUCGGCCAGCGAGUGGCCGCGAUCUCGGGGACGCCGUACGCCAGCCGGGCGCGGACGAACGGCCACCUAAUCUACCCGAUCCCAGAUUCGCUAUCCUUCACGGACGCAGCCACGGUCCCCGUCGCCUUCUCGACUGCCUACUACGGGCUCGUGGACUCCGCGAACCUCAGGCGCGGCCAGACGGUGCUGAUCCACGCAGCCUCCGGUGGCCUCGGGCAGGCCGCAGUCAUGAUCGCGCAGCAUAUCGGCGCCGAGAUCUUCGCCACCGUUGGGAGCGACGCGAAGCGCAGGGUUCUGAUCGAGAAAUACGGUAUCCCGGAGGACCACAUAUUCAGCAGCAGGACCCUGAGUUUCAAGGCCGGAGUGCUGCGCAAGACCGCCGGCAAGGGAGUCGAUGUCGUACUGAAUUCUCUUUCCGGGGAUGCUCUGCGCGCUACCUGGAAGUGCAUGGCCAGCAUGGGCACAUUUGUCGAGGUAGGCAAGACGGACAUCUACCAGCGCAGCCGACUGGACAUGGACGUGUUCGACCGCAACGUGCGCUUCGCCUCCGUCGACCUGAUCGUCCUAUCCAAGUGCCGGCCUCAGGACGCCCAGGGGCUGCUCAAGCGGGUCUUCGGCCACUUCGAAGCCGGCCACUACUCGCCGCUGCCGGUGACGCCGCUGCCCAUCGCCAACAUCGAGCAGGCGUUCCGCCUGAUCCAAGCCCGCAAGCACACCGGCAAGAUCGUUCUCGAAGCCGACGCCAGCUCCAUCGUCAGCGCCAGGGUCCGGCCGUUCCGCCUGCGCGACGACGGGACGUACGUUAUCGUAGGAGGCCUGGGGAAUCUUGGCCGUCACAUCUGCCGCCACCUGCAGCGACGCGGCGCGCGGCACCUCGUCCUCCUGUCGCGGCGCCGCUUCGAGCAGGGAGCGCGGGAAGCCCUCGAGGCUGCGCUGGUAGAAGUGCCCGGGUCGACCGUCAAGGUGGUCGCCUGCGAUAUCCUCGACGGUGCGGAAGUCUCGCGCGUCGCCGGUAUACUACGGGGAAGCCUUCCUCCCAUCCGAGGAGUCAUCCAGGCAGCGAUGGUGCUAGCAGACCGGACCCUCGCGCAGAUGAAGUGGGCCGACUUUGAAACCGCCAUGCGGCCCAAGUACGACGGGACGCGCAACGUGGCGGCGGCGUUCGCGGACGCGGCGCUCGAGUUCUUCGUGGCGCUGUCGUCGAUCGCGGGCAUCAUCGGGCUGCGGGGGCAGGCGAACUACGCGGCGGGCAACGCGUUCGAGGACAUGUUCGCGCAGGCGCACAGCGGCGGCGGCGACCGCACCCACUUCGUCUCGCUCAACCUGCCGCUCGUGGCCGAGAGCGCGGCCAAGACCGCCGAGGUCGUCGGCUUCGUCCAGCGCCAGGGCGUCCAGGUGCUGCCCGUCGCCGCCGUGCUGCCCCUGCUCGACUACGCCAUGGGCCGCGCCGCCGCCGACGGCGUGCGCCAGGUGGUGCUGGGCCUCGACGGCGCGUCGCUGGCGGCGCGCGGGGCGCACGGCGGGCGGGCCACGCCGCUGCUGGGCCACGUGUACGCGCGGGCGCGGCAGCUCGAGGGGGCGGGGGCGGGGGCCGGCGGCGACGGCGCCGCGGUCCCGGCGGAGAAGCUGGUGGCGCAGGCGCCGACGGCGGCCGCGGCCGAGCUGCUCGUGCUCGAGGCGACGCGCGACAAGGUGGCGGCGCUGCUCGGCGUCGAGCGCGAGGAGCUGCGGCUCGACGCGUCGGUCGCCGCGCUCGGCCUCGACUCGCUCGUCGCCAUCGAGCUCAAGAACUGGCUGGCCAAGACGCUGCGCGCCGCCGUCCAGACCUCCGACAUCACCGACGCGCCCAGCCUGCGCGCGCUCGCCGCCCUCGUCACCCGCUGGUCCGAGCUCGUCCCGCACGAACCGGUCGACGACGCUGCGGCCGACGGCGCGGCGCAGCCGGGCCAGGAGACUGCUGCUAUGGUGGUGGACGGGGACGGAGGGAUGUAG
Molecule: messenger RNA, 7952 nt
Organism: Durotheca rogersii
Lineage: Eukaryota; Fungi; Ascomycota; Sordariomycetes; Xylariales; Xylariaceae
Product: putative polyketide synthase
Exons: 11
Coding region: 234-7952 (2572 amino acids)
Biological process (GO): proteolysis; secondary metabolite biosynthetic process; fatty acid biosynthetic process
Molecular function (GO): fatty acid synthase activity; aspartic-type endopeptidase activity; oxidoreductase activity
Source: RefSeq, a predicted model, not a curated record